CCCAAUUACUAUCCAUGCAAAAAUGGGUAUUUGCAUUUCUUGCCAUUCAAACUCUCUAGCCACCGGAAAACUAAUAUUACCCGAUGGCACUUUACAAGAAUUCUCUUGUGCAAUCAAAGUCUCCGAAAUUCUUGUCAAGAAUCCAUCAACUUUUAUUUGCAACGCGGACGAAAUGGACUUUGACGACGUCGUUUCGCCUCUUAAAAACAAUGACAUGCUUCAACCGGGUCAGCUUUAUUUUGCCCUUCCCUUGAAGCGGUUGAAACACCCGCUUCAACCCGAAGAAAUGGCUGCAUUGGCUGUCACAGCUAGUGAUGCAUUGGCUAAAUCAUGUGGUGGUGGGCGUAAAAGCAAGAAAAAUAAUAAUAAAAUGUUUUUAUCGGCUUCUUCUAGUAAGGUGGCGGAUUUUGAGACUGUUGGUGCGACCCUAAAAGGCGGUCGUGGUGUCGGUGUUGGUUAUGGUGGAAAAAAACAAAAUUUUAAGGUUAUGUUGAGUGUUAUACCAGAGUAAAACAAUGGCUAACGACUGAUGAUGACGGCGACCAGAGAGAGAUGGUGGUCGUUUUUAUAUAUAUAAAAAAAUUAUAUAUAUGUUGUGGACGUAUAUAUGGUGAUUAUGGUUAUGAAGUGAAGGGGAUUAUUGUUGUUGCGAUGAUGUCGUUUUUUUGAUCCUUCACUUUGAUCAUUUUUUCCAUAUUGGGAUGACGACUUAUUUGGGAGUAUAUGAUUAUAUUUUUACCUUUUGUUAACAUGGGUUAUUAUAAAAAUAUAUAUCCAAUGUCUUUUUUUUUUCCUUCUUCUUUCUUGUGUUGCCUUUUGAGGGGAAUCGUUCUCCUUUUGGUAUAAUUAUAUCGAAUAAAG
Molecule: messenger RNA, 861 nt
Organism: Erigeron canadensis
Lineage: Eukaryota; Viridiplantae; Streptophyta; Magnoliopsida; Asterales; Asteraceae
Exons: 1
Coding region: 23-511 (162 amino acids)
Source: RefSeq, a predicted model, not a curated record